ACAGUCUCAGGCUUUUCGGAGCACCUCACUCUCUCUCUCUUUGGAUCUUUGAAAUACAGAGUGGACCGGAGGUAAUCCCCACCAUGUGAGUGGGCGGUGCGGGUACCGGAGGCGUGUUUUUGUUACUUCUUUUUCUUUUUUCCCCCCCAUUAUUCAAAUGCUGGUGUACCUAUAAAAAGAGCGCCUGCGUGCGUCAGAUAGUUUUCUCCAAUGGGUAAAGGUGACUAAGUACUUGUUGUCUCUUCUGCUGGCCCAGUUGCAUCCUAUCGGCAGGGGGAAGAGAUGAUGCACGACUCCGGCGGUGUCCAAAUGGCGAGGGUGUUGAAGCAUGCCACCCUGUGCCUGAUGCUGCUACCCCGGUUCCUGGUGGCCGCGGUCAUGCUGUGGCUCCUGGAUUUCUUGUGUAUUAGGAAAAAAGUGCUGCUUAAAAUGGGAGCGAAACAGGACAGCCCGGACGACCCGCCGGUGUGUGUGUCUGACUCUAACAGGAUGUUCACCUUGGAAUCGCUCAGAGCCGUGUGGUACGGACAGAAAUUGGACUUUCUGAAAUCUGCACACCUCGGGCGCACGGCACCGAACACGGAGGUGAUGACGGUCCAGGAGCGGCAGCAGGUCCGGAUCCUGGACUGCAUGAAAGGGAAAAGACCGCUCAUCCUUAACUUUGGCAGCUGCUCCUGACCGCCUUUCAUGACUCGCCUGUCGGCGUUUCAACGCGUCGUGAGCCAGUACGCAGACAUUGCGGACUUUUUAGUUGUAUAUAUCGAGGAGGCGCAUCCGUCGGACGGCUGGGUGAGCUCUGACGCGCCGUACCAGAUCCCGAAGCACCGCUGCUUGGAGGACAGACUGCGAGCCGCUCAGCUGAUGCUCGCUGAGGUGCCGGGGAGCAACGUGGUGGUGGAUAAUAUGGACAACGAGUCCAACGCCGCUUACGGAGCCUACUUUGAGAGACUUUACAUCGUGAUGGAUGAGAGGGUGGUUUAUCAGGGGGGCAGAGGGCCGGAGGGAUACCGGAUUUCAGAGCUUAGAAAUUGGCUGGAGCAAUACAGGAACAAUCUGAUGAAUUCCCACACAGCGGUGCUCCAUGUGUAGUUUGAAGAUGCUGAACUGCCGGUUCCUCUGCUCAUACUGCUUAAGUGUCCAACUCACAGUGCAAAAUAUUCAGAUGCUGCUAUCAAAUGUUCACACAUGGCACAUUAUGUUGUUUUUUUCUCUGGCAUAAAGAUAUUCAGGACUCUUUGACAAAUAGCCUCAAGUCAUGUACAGGCUGUAGGCUAUUUUAACGUGCUUGUAUUGACCUUAAUUGAUUGCUCAUAGCAAUUGUUUUUAUUUUUUUUGUAUGGAAAAGUAUUGAAUCAGUUGAACCCGGAUUCAAUUAGUGAUCACUCUAUUUUUCUACUGUGUGUGUGUGUGUGUGUGUGUGUGUGUGUGUGUGUGUGUGUGUGUGUGUGUGUGUGUGUGUGUGUGUGUGUGUGUGUGUGUGUGUGUGCGUGCGUGUGUGUGCGUUCAGGCUAAGGUCUCACUCUGGUGUUUCUGUGAAGUUCGGUUUUUAAAAGGCGAAGCCAGAAAACUGACACUGAUGUUUUUGACACCGGGAGCGGGAUCACGUUGGAUGCGUUCCUCGAUGAUCGAUUGCCAAACGAUGUAAUGUUUAAACGAUGUAACGGAACAAAUGUUUUUAAUAAAUAUCAGAUCACACAUGGGUGAUUAACUGUU
Eleginops maclovinus (Patagonian blennie) is the source of this 1713-nucleotide messenger RNA. RefSeq names its product thyroxine 5-deiodinase-like. Gene Ontology annotation, molecular function: thyroxine 5'-deiodinase activity. Gene Ontology annotation, biological process: thyroid hormone metabolic process. NCBI's taxonomy places the organism in Eukaryota, Metazoa, Chordata, Actinopteri, Perciformes, Eleginopidae. The record is from RefSeq and is a predicted model, not a curated record. The transcript has a single exon.